Molecule: messenger RNA, 2787 nt
Organism: Cyanistes caeruleus (blue tit)
Lineage: Eukaryota; Metazoa; Chordata; Aves; Passeriformes; Paridae
Gene: AP4S1
Product: adaptor related protein complex 4 subunit sigma 1
Biological process (GO): protein transport
Source: RefSeq, a predicted model, not a curated record
CCCGUCUGCCCCGGGUGACAGUCGGAGGUGGCGGCGAGGCUCGCCCCGCCACUCGGGAGUGCCGAACGCCCUGGGAAGAGUCGGCGGGAACGCGGCCAGGCCGGGGCCUGCGUCCUAAAGCGGCGUGCAGCCGGGUCCAACACUUCACUUUUUGAGACUCUGCGCGAUUUAAUGGUGCGCUGAGUUUGCUCCAUAAGGAGGUGGUUUAGAAGAGAUGUAUUAAAUUUAUGAGACAAACUUGUGCUGAUCCAGAAGCCCUGGGUGCAGUGCACAAGCCGUGUGCAGCCAGCAGCAGCACUGACCAGCACCCAGGAUUCUGCUGUCGGAGCGACACAACAGAAGUGAGUGCCUGAGAGGGCUUCACGUGGAAGAGAAAUACUCUUCUUGAUUCCUGCACCCAAAAUUGAAGUCUACCAUUGAAGUCAAUAUAAAAGAAAUGAUAAAAUUUUUUCUUAUGGUAAACAAACAAGGUCAAACAAGACUGUCCAGGUAUUAUGAGCAUGUAGAAAUUAAUAAACGGGCAAUACUGGAAGCUGAAGUAAUCAAAAACUGUCUCUCCCGUUCAAAGGAUGAGUGCUCUUUCAUUGAGUAUAAGGACUUCAAGCUGGUGUACCGACAGUAUGCAGCUCUUUUCAUAGUUGUUGGCAUCGACCAGACAGAGAAUGAGAUGGCAGUAUAUGAACUAAUUCAUAAUUUUGUGGAAGUUUUGGACAAAUACUUCAGCAGAGUGAGUGAAUUAGAUGUAUCCUUUUCAAUCAUGUUCAAUUUGGACAGAGUGCACAUCAUUUUGGAUGAAAUGGUGCUAAAUGGUUGCAUCGUGGAAACGAACCGGAACAGAAUUCUUGCCCCUCUGUUUGUGCUUGACAAAGUGGCAGAAGGCUAGGAAGAUGCAAGAGUGACUAAGGUGUUUUACAAAAGAUGGCAAAAGCAUCAAGAAUGUGCCUAUAGCAGUUUUCUGCUGUUGCAAGACUGACUCACACAACAUUCAAAUUAGUCGGAAAAUAUUUUCCAUUUCUUUAAUGUGUACCCAAUGGGAAAGAUACAGCUAAACAUGUGGAUGCAUUCAGAUGUAGCUUCACUGAUCCAGCAGAAACAUUCCUAGAAUGGUCAAUAAUUUUAAAACAUUUUGAGGAUGAAGAAACUUACCAUCUACCACUUUGAAUUAUGUAGUAUCAUGCCAGACCUAGAAGAUAUAAAACAUAGAAAUAUAAAUUCAAACUGAGUUUCAGUCCUUCCCUUAAGCAUCAGCUUGAUUUAUUUUCAUACAAAUUUACAGUUAAUAAUAGUUCUGUGACUUUUAUGCCCACUUUUUAACUAUAGUCAUCCUUCAUCAAAAAGCUGUUUUUUUCAUCAAAAAAAGGUUUCCCUCCCUUUGCAAUGCAAGUCAUGGACACAAAAAGAAAAGUACAGAUGUAUUAAGUAUUUCUGCAUACUUUGCAAGCUGUAACUGGAAUAAUUUAGCACUUAAAUAUUAUAAUAUUAAUAAAAUAUAAUUAAAAUGGGAAUUUAAAUGCUCUUUUCUCAUGUUUGCUUCAUAAAUUACACAAAAUCUUUUCUUAUUUUGGCAUACCAGGAUAUUUUUUUUUUCUUGUAUACACUAUCUAUUCAUCAAAAUUAAAACUUUUACCAAAGAUGAGUAAUAAUAGAUAUGCAAGUUCUCAGGACCAGGUAGGGAUGGAAUGAAGUCUCCCUUCUUGAGCAGGAAGAUGUAGCUAUGCUAAGUUGCAUUCCCAAGCAUCCAGCAUGCCGAUUCACACUGCACAUGGCGCUGUAAGUCAGGGGACAGUUGGUAAUCUCAGCUCACUUCCACUUACCUUUCUAGAACUUGUAUCUGCAUCCUUCUUCUUAACCUCCAGCCCAACCCUACAUAUAACCUGAUACUGAACAAGCAUACUGUGUGUGAAAGGACACACUGGCCACAUCAAUACCACUUAGAAACCAUGGUCUAAGGAGCAAAGAAUGGUGUGUGAGAAUAAUCCACAGGGCUUUCACACAGUAACAUGCUUAUCAAAACAAGAUGAUGUUGGGACUGGAGUAGAGUUGCAUAAACCUGGACACAGGUGUUUGUCUGAAGCACAACAGGUACAGAAGUGGGCAGGAUGGUGGAUAUUCCUCUCCAGUUCUGCAUUAGGGAAAAUCCAAGAGACAAUGCUGUAAAGUCCUACAAACAAUGCCAUGAAAAGAAAUCUAGCACCAACCUGAUGUGCAUGUGCAAGGCAGAGUCUUUUGGCAAGCUCCUUUCAAUAGUAGCCUGAGAAAAGGUUGUUACCAAAGAUGACUGGCACAAAGCAAAACUUAGUUCCACUUACUCUGAAAAGAUUUGAACACAUAGAUGAAUUUGUGAGAUCAGUAGUUCUCUUAUGUAGUUCUUUGAAACCUUCAUAAAGGCAUGGCACAUUGUUCAGAACAUGUGCAGAGAUUUAGAAAGUACUAAUGAAGUAUUCAGAAGAGACAAUUUUAUAUGUUGCAAACAUUUUAAUGAUUACUUUUGAGCUUACACAUUGGGUGCUUUUUUUUUUAAACUUCAAACUGCAACAAGUUAAAUAAAUGUUUAUAAUAUACAAAGAAAAUACAACCGAAAGUAAAACUUGCUUUAAGUGUGCCUUGCACUAGGAACCAGUGUUUUUUAAUAGCUUUAUUGUUGAGCUGCACAAACACACUUAAGGAUUUGAUCUUUAUAGCAGGGCAUUUGAGAAAUCAAAAUAUAUUCCCACUUGAAAGAAAAAGAAGAAAAAAAAAACCAGUUGUGCAUGAUUAUACGCAAAAACCCACUAAAAUACUCCAAUA